ACACGCAUACACACCCGCGCAUACACACCCGCACAUACACACACACACACACACACGCCUCGGUAUAUCCCCGCGGUGCGGUUUCCAAAGUUGUUCACUGAAUUUAUAUGUCGCCGUUGAAUAUUGGAUUUCGAGCUCGCGCCGCGGUGAAGGCAGCUCAUAUCAAGUCGCCAAUGUAUAAAAUGGCGACAGUAGGUGGAGGAAGGGGGAGUGGAGGAUUUUUUGGGAAUAUAAGGUUAUACGGAGCGCUGUCGGCAGGGUCGGCUCCGAGGCGGUGUGUGUGUUGCCCCCACAACCCGUGCGAGCGGAGUGAAACGGGUUAAUUCGGCAGUUUGUUAUAGUUGGGCUCCAGCAGCGGGAUCUCACCCCCCGCUCUGCCUCUCUAUACUAUGUGGCGUAUCUGCUUAUUUUAUUGCACAACGCGCUGUUUCUCCACUGCGCUUUUUUAGUUGGGAAAGACUUUUGAACACAGCGCGUGCCCAACUCCUACAUGUUCAAAUCGUUUUUCUUUUCACUCUUUAUUACUUUCUCCCUCACGGCGCAAGGGCCGGUCCAAGGUUAUAUGAGAACCUAAACCAGGGGGCGGGCCACGUGAGUAACUGUGAUCAUUUACGUUCCAUCAGAGCUGUUAAACUUGUCCAUGAGACAGGAAUCCAAAAUUGGUAGAAGGCAUGAAGCAACACUGUGAUAUCUCUGUGGCUGGUCCAUGACACCAAACCCCACUUAAACCCUUUCACUAUUCACCUACCCACUGCUCUCAUCACGCCGGGCUACCACUCACUCACAUUUACACCAAGCUGCGAUAUGGCCAGCAAGAGGAAAUCCACUGUGCCCUGCAUGAUACCAUCCAAAUCCAAACAUGCACGUGAGGAAAUUGUUCUGGGCUCGCUACCAGAACUCCUACCAACAAUCCCAGAAGACAGCAUUCUCAGCAUCUCCGGAGAGGAGUCGGCCCACUUUUCUCGCAGCUCCUCCAAAUCCGAAAGCAGCAGCGAAACGCAGAAAGGAGGUACUUACAGCUGCGUCACUUGCCGAUUCGAGUCCAGAGAUCUAAAUUACUUUUUGGAUCACAUGCAUAACUGCCACUUAGACUUCAGAGCCCAGCCCACCUUCUACUGCCUGAACUGCGGGGUGUCGGUCGUCCGUUUCGAGGCUCUUGCGCUGCACAACGCUAACGCCCACCCCAAGAUUAUGGAGGGGUUGGUUACCGCCUCCCUCAGUGUCAACAAGAGAGAUGGAGUAACAACUGUAGAGCAAAGCCUCUUUACAGACAGUGGAGAAGACUACAAAGAAUCUGGGAUCUCCCUCACCAAAACACCAAUCGCAAAGAUGAUGAAAGCCAAGGGGGAGCACAAAAAGAUUGUUGUAUCUCACACUGUGGAGGUACGGAAGAUAGACACUGGAAAGGAUGCAGACCCUAGCCUGCUGAAUAAUGUGCCUGAACUCCAAAACGGGGCUCUCAGUACGUCUGGGACUCCAGCUAUGCCGACGACCACUGUCACUCAUGUGAUUAAGACAGUGUCCAACCAAGUCUUUCACCAGCACACUCCCCCUCUUUAUUCCCCCACUUCCACUGACACGAAUAAAGAUCUUCCAAAGGUGAUGAUCCCUCUCAGCAGCAUCCCCACCUACGAUGCAGCCAUGGACACCAGCAGUUUUCUCAAGACAUCGUUUGGCAAAUUUCCCUACCCGACCAAAGCCGAGCUCUGCUACCUGACGGUGGUUUCGGAGUUUCCAGAAGAACAAAUCAAGCUAUGGUUUACUGCCCAAAGGCUUAAACAGGGCAUCAGCUGGUCUCCUGAAGAGAUCGAGGAGGCCAGGAGGAAGAUGUUCAAUACUGUUUUCCAAGGAGGAGCACCCCAGAAGCCACCCGUGACACCACAACAGCUCAAUCACAUCGUAACUCACCACACUGUCACUGGCCUUCCAGGCUCAAAAGGACCAAACUUUCAGAUGGCCAAAGUUCCAUAUGGAGGUAUAAAACCAAGGCCCGUCGGAGUCAUAGCAACGCAGGCCAACUUGUCAACCAAGCCACAUGUGACAAGGGUCUCGUAUUCUUCUCCAGUUCCCCCACCAAAGUUUCCAUGUACUGCCCGAACAACACAAGAGCCUACUAAGAGUACUGAACUCACUGUGGAGCAAGAGAAGAGCAACGGGCUGGAUGAGGCUGGAAGCAGCGGUUGUGUCAAUAGCACCAGCAGCAGUCGAAGCAGCAGUAGCAGCAGCUGUUCCAGCAUUACUAAUGGUGUUGAGAGCAGAAAAUUGGUAAACAACAACAGCAACCCGACUGACACCACCAACAGCGUUGCCACCUGCUCCACAAACACUAGCAAUAACAGUGAGCACUGCGAUGCUGACACCAACAGUGAACCAAGCACCAAGAGCAACAGUUUACCAACUGGAUCAGAGGGUUCGAACAGCACCACGAGUCAAGUGAUCAUGGACAACACCAGCAAAUCAAAAACAAACUGUAACAAUCAUCACAGUAGCUUCAUCGUCUGUGAUCCAGAUGGGGCAAAUGCUGACAGGGCUGAUGAUGAAAACAGCAGCCACGUUCACAAGACCAACAGCAGCAGUAUUAGCAGUGAAAACUGCAGUUCCACCUGUGAUGACAGCGUUCCAAACAAGAACAAUCCCAGCAAACCCCCAACUGAAAGCACCAGCACAACUGUCAUUACAACAAGCAACUCAUCUAUUAUAGAUGAGGGUGGAUGCAACAAAGACUUUCCCAUGAAAGGCAUGUCAAUCUUGCAGAAGCUCAUUAAGGAGGAGGACCUAAUUAUUGGCGAGAGGGCACAGAAAGAGCUCAGAGUUGACCCCAUUAAGAUCAAUUUUAAAAGGCUGAAGAUGAAUGAACCACAGACCACAUCCGACGCUGUUCAUCAAGAACCCAAAUGUGACAUAGAGGUGUCGGCCUGCCAUACGUCUUUCUUGCCACCCUGGGGCAACAAGACCCCACAGCAGCUGCAAAUCCUCCGGCAGGCUUUUUCUAACACUCGUUGGCCCAGCAGCCUUCAGUACGAAGAGUUAAGCAUUCAGACAGGCCUUCCUAAGUCAGAGGUAGUGCGCUGGUUCAGCGACAGUCGCUACAGCCACAAAAAUGGGCAGCUGAAGUGGUUGGAGACUUAUCAACGGCCUCCAGCGGAGUCAGAUGACGCAAGGAGCUACGGAGACACUGAGGCUGAGUCGCAGAAAGACCCUUCACCGGCCAAGAAGAAACUCAUUGAGCAAGAAACGAUCAAGCACCCGGAAGGGAAAGCAGGGCUGGACUCGGGGCAGCGGCUUGUGUGGCAGGAUUCAUUUGAGCCGCUGCUCGCUCUGACAGGAUCCGAGACUGGUGGCAGGAAGCACCACAAACCUGAGGAGUCAGGUCAGACAGCAGUCCUGCAGGAUCCCUGGUCAGAAGGAGGCGAUGAGCAGCAGCAGCCCACAGCGAGUCAUUCACUGAUCGAACAGCAGACCGACACCAACCAGGCCAGGGACCGCCUGAGGAUGGAGCUGCUGGAGGUGUGAUGAAGCACCGGACACGUGACGCUUAAAGGCCGGCCUGCUCCCCUGGCUAUGAUUUGAGGGUUUUCUCUUUUUUUAAAAAAACAACAACAAAAGAGUGUGUUCAUAAUGACAGCAGAUGUGAUUGUAGCUGGACCGCUGGACUCUGACUGAAACUGUGAAUACCCCCCUCCCCUCUCCUCAUCUUCUUCUUCUUCUUCUCCUACUUCUUCUCCUUCUUCUUCCAUCUGCCAUCACUUCCUGCCACCGACAGAAGAAAAAGAACUUCUCACCUUUUGAGUCCUGUGAUGUUUUAAGCCUUUCAUGCUUUUUUGUGGUUGUGUGGGGAGGGUGCACAACGAGGUCAGUAUGAGGGAUCAAAGAAAAGAAAGAAAAGACGCACACUGACUGGAAAACUGACUUGAAUGAGCGAAACCUAGGUUAGGAUAGGGCUGUAGGGAGAAUUAUAUAUAUAUAAGCAUAUAUAUAUAUAAGCAUAUAUAUAUAUAUAUAUAUGGUUGAAACUGCACUAUAAAAGAUGGUUUGUACUGCCUGGACAAACAAAAGAUGUGUUGAGGAAAUGUUAUUGUUGGCUUUGUGAUAUUUUUUACUCUUUUUUUUUUUUCUUCUUUGUUUGUUUUUUAGCAACCAGUACUUCAGCACUGCCUUGAAUUUUACUUUUUCUUUCCGUUAGUUGGGUUUUCAAUUCUACCCACUCUUCUAUAGUCACUGUAAGUCCAGAUGCAAUCGAACACGUUUUAUUCAGAUCUGUAUUAAUGUUGGUGAUCACUUUGCAGUUCAGCUACACGCAAGAGACUAUAUACAAUGCACUAAUGAAGACGGCGAUAGUAAAAAAAAAAGAAAAGAAAAAAAGAAACAGAAAUCAAUCUGCUUCACUGUAGAGGUAUUGACAGCUGUCAAGAUCAAUACACUACACUGCCCUGCAAACUGAACAGAGAGAAGCCUGUCACGCUACCGUUGCCUUACUCAGCUCUGUCUGUGUGUUUAUAUGAGUCGUCUGUUCAUCACCUUGCUUUCGAGCUUCUGUGCUGUCCAGAAAUAAUGGAGAAAAAAAUAGCAAAAAAAUAAAAAUAAAAUAAACAAAUAAAAAUAACUAACUUUCCAGUGCAUUGAUGGUCACUGUUGGUCUAUAUCUGUGAAAAAAAAAUAAAAAAUCUUGUGCUGCUUUCUGUACACUUGGAGAUGUUCAACUUUAAGCUGUAAUUGUAUCGAACAUUGUUAACUGGCAGAAACAGAAGAAGAAGAGAAGAAAAAAAAAAACAGAAAAAAAAAAAAAACGUUUGAAAGAAAAAUUCUCAAUUUGAUCCCUAAACACUGACAGAGUGAGAUCUUGUGCUAGCUAGAGAGCCAAAACGAGGAGACGGUCGCUCUCCUCUCAAUUUUCUUGUGUUUAUAUCGAAGCAUACAGUCACUACAUGAAUCUCACUAAAGCUGCAUCUUGAAGCUGCUAAUAGCGAAGAACGGUGCUAUACCAUCCAAAGUGAAAUCGGGAGGUGGGCUUUUUACCCCCGCCUCCUACCAGCAGUGUAUGCACUUGUGUCGAAUGUUACAAAUUUAUUUUGGUUUGAGAUCAAUGGAAUCUGGACUUACGGUGUUAAUGAUCACUUAAACUUUUAUGGAAAAUAGUCUUUGAUCAUAAAGCACUGUUGUAUCAUCCUUUCUACACUUCUGAGUCUUUACAGAAUAAACUGAUUACUCAACAAGCAGCAAAAGUCUUGUUUAUUCAUCACCUCGCGCCAGUGUUUGUCUGAUACGUUGCUGAUAGAAGCUAGAAAUGAGCAGGCAAUGUGGAGGAAAACAGCGCCAUCUGCUGGUGAGAAGCCACUAGUACAAUCGUUCCAUAAAAAUUUCCGAAAGUAUUCAUAUUUCUUGAAUAUGAAUUUUUUAUGUGUAAACAUUUACUCUAAUUACCCUAAAUAAAACACACGGUAACCACCUGCAUUUGGAAAAAAUUCACAAAGUAGCUUUGAGAACCGUGGUAUUUCUGGAGGAGCUGCAGAAAGAAAAUGGCAUAAUAAUUGCAAGAAUUAAAAACAAAAAAAAAAGUGCUACCACUGUAUUAGCGAGUUUCAGCAAAUCAAAUUUAGCACCUUUUAAUACCACCUUGAAUUAAAUUUAAGACCUAAAAAUAUCUACAUACAAGGGACGAUUGGGGUAUCCUGUUGUAUUACAAACAAGCAUAUCAAAAAUUGAGAAAUUUCCGGCAUCUGUUUGUGGAUAUUGGCAGCUUUGUUUCUCACACUGCUUGUGGCUCUCUACAACUUUAAACCCCAUAGUACCUAGCUUAAAUUGUUGGUUUUUUCUUCACAGAAUGCAUCUAUUCUCGUACGGGUUGGCAACAGAAGAGAGGUUGUCUCUUGGUUGAUGAAGAAAAAAAUUAAGCUAGCUCCUAAGCGUAUGUUAGCAACGAGUUAGCUUUAGCCUCAACUGCCGCGAGUCACAGAAUUAUGUCUGCACGCGACUCAAACGUUUGCCUGACAGUAAUUCGUACCGGGGCUCUGGACUCUCCGACUCGGCUAUUGAGAAACAACGGCUUCCUGGAAGCGUGGACUCUGUUGAAGUUUUAAACGUUACCGAAUCAUUGACGUUUGUUCCUGACCUACAUAAUGCGCCGGUCUGACGCUAUGAAGCUUACCGGAAAUCGCCUGUUCUAUGGUCCACAAAAAAAAAAAAAAAAAAAAAAAAUUGCUUGAAAGAUUUCCCUUUCAAUAACAGGCCCAGUAACAGGACCGCUCUCUCUUUGGUUUGGUGGCUGCAAAAAUGAGAAAAACAUUUUUGUUACAACCGUAUUAGGAGUCAAAUAUGAUUUAUAUCAUUAAAAAAUUUAAAUAAAUAAAAUAAUUGGUAUUGGCAGGUCCCUUCAAUGUACAGGAGCAGUAAAGGGAGGUGAGAUUUGAGCUGAAUAGCAUCUGAAGGCAACUGUCAGGUUAGCCACAUGUUCAUGUGGAAGGCAUUUAAUGCCCAACUUCCCUAAUGAUGUGAAAUCUGCUGGGAGUGGAACUGGAUGAAUGAGGUAGAAAAAAACGUAUUAAUUGAAGUCAAAUACACAAUUUCAAUUUGUAGGAUUUUAUUGUUUUUUCCAACCUACAAUGAGUUUAAAAACAUGAUCAAAGGCUAUGACAUAAAAGGUAAGACAGGAGUAGGAUGUGUACUUUACAGCAGCUUACAUCAAUGUUCCUGCCAGAAGUGGGACAGAAGUGGAAUAAAAUGAUAUUUCACAUUAAAUGUUACAUCAUUAUUAAUCACACAGUUAAAACUUUUCUGCACUGUAACAGCUUGGUGACUUUUGUAAUUUGUUUCUUUUGUUUUUGGCAAAGUUGACAUCCCUCAAACCUCCACAGGGAGGGGUGGUAGACAUUUCAUCUGCUGACUAAAAAUUGUGUUCAAGUAAGAGACGUGGGAGGUUUCUCUUUUUUCCUGCUAAACUACCCAGAAAAAAAUAUAUAUAAAAUUUAAGAGAUUGAGAGGACGCUUGCAACACAGAGGGAAAUAAAAUAAAACAUGAUGGAUUCACAUUUACAGUGAAGUAACAAAAAAAAGAAAGAAAAAAAAAAGUCCCUGAUAGAAACUGUAAAAUAAUAUAUUCACAUUCUGCUCACCUAAGUAAAUAUUGGCAUGGAUGCAAUAUUACCCCCCUUUGCCUGCUCAGACAUCCUCUCUUUCUCUCAACAGUCCAGUUUAAAAUAUUCACCCAGACAGCUUCCACACCACCGAGCCUUGAAUAAACACACACACACACACACACACACGCAGGCACACACACCCGCAUACACACCCGCUCCCACUUUCUUCGAAGGCGCGUGGGUGUAUUUAAGGAUUUCUUUUCAUUUUAACUUUCUCUAACAAAAUAUAGAAUUCGUCAAUAAUACAUGGUAGGGGCUAAAAUACAGAGCGAGUGAACAAAAAAAAUAAUAAAAU
Molecule: messenger RNA, 7428 nt
Organism: Gambusia affinis (western mosquitofish)
Lineage: Eukaryota; Metazoa; Chordata; Actinopteri; Cyprinodontiformes; Poeciliidae
Gene: zhx3a
Product: zinc fingers and homeoboxes 3a
Exons: 4
Coding region: 805-3513 (902 amino acids)
Biological process (GO): regulation of transcription by RNA polymerase II
Cellular component (GO): nucleus
Molecular function (GO): DNA binding; DNA-binding transcription factor activity, RNA polymerase II-specific
Source: RefSeq, a predicted model, not a curated record